CUUUCUCUCGUGUUGGCAGAUGUCAUAUCGUUGAUAGCAUCACAUCUAGGCUUCUCACUACCACAGAGACAGCCGUACAUACUCUGUCAUCAUGCCAUCCUCCUACGACCCGCCGAUGGACGCCACGGGCAUCAUUACCCAGGAAGAGAUGCACCGGUCGAUGAUGCUCGUCAGGCUUCAGAUCGCCACCCCGCUUUCGUUGUUGAUGACGAUCGGUAGCAACCUCGUCUGCGCAUUGGCCGUCAAGCCUGGUCUCGCCGAGAUAAACAAACAAUACCCCACCCUCCUGAGUCCCAAUGCCAUCCUUUUGGGUCUCUACUGGAUCGUCGUGUAUGCGCUACAGAUAGGGUUCUGUUUGAUCUUGGUCACUGCGAGGAAGGAUGAGACCAAGAACACCCUCGUUCACGGCGUCGGGCUCCGAUUCGCCAUUGCCAACUGGCUUCAAGCCGCUUGGGCCGUCGCUUGGACCUUGAAAUUCUUCAUGGUAUCCGAGAUCAUCGUCAUCCUCAACGUCCUCAACUUGCUGUCUAUUCAGCUCACCCUCCUCUCCCACCCUUCCUCCCCCCGCCACCGACCCCUAGACACCCUCUUCAUCCACGCACCCAUGACCCUCUUUUUCGUCAUCCUCUUCACCCUCGAUUGGCUGCACAACGGUUUCAUCGCCCUCAACUGGCUCUCGCUCCCAGAUCUCAAGAACCCUUAUGCAAAGACAUGGCAAGCCGUCCUCGUGCUCUUCCUUGUGCACGGGGCUCUCGCUGUCUGGGUUGCAUUGCGAUUGGACUUUUGGGCGACUUUGGGAGGAAUGUGGACCCUCCUCAUCAUCCUCCUCGGGAACCAAAGGAAGCCUACCCCCGAGGUGGUCACCAUCGUCAUCCUGCUGGUCUUGCACCCCGUCGCCCUCGUCGGAGGUUUGGCCUGGAAAAAGACGAAGGAGAGGGAGGGCAGGAUCAGGUUGGAAGAGGAGGCCGGAGAGGGGAUGAGGCCUUAUGAUGACGAGGUCGAGGAGUAGGAUGUUCGGGUCUGUGAUGGGAUGGUAGAGACAAGGAGGAGUAGCAAUUUCUGUAGGACAAGGCGUACGUUGUUCAAAAUCUUGUUUUCCCGUUUACCGAUUUGACAUGAGUAUUCCAAAUUCCGGAAUAUUGCAUGCGUUGCGUUCGAUGCCAAUCUCCCACUCGAAAAGUUCAGCUUCGAAGAAUCAUGCUUCAUCGCACGCAACACUGCCUUUGUAGUUCGUAAAUCUCGGCCUCUCGAGUAUCGUUCGUAUGGCCGGAUCGUCGAUCGAGGGUUCGGACAAAAGAACAAUCGAUCGCCGUCUUUUGACCUUCCUCGCAGAUCGUUUUGGGUUCCGAGGAGCUGAGAAGCAUGAAUCGAUGUUGUAUAUAUAAGUCUGACGAGCAUGAAUUUCUAG
Molecule: messenger RNA, 1408 nt
Organism: Filobasidium floriforme
Lineage: Eukaryota; Fungi; Basidiomycota; Tremellomycetes; Filobasidiales; Filobasidiaceae
Exons: 5
Coding region: 92-1009 (305 amino acids)
Source: RefSeq, a predicted model, not a curated record